This is a messenger RNA of Eurytemora carolleeae, 1029 nucleotides long. RefSeq lists its product as uncharacterized. The transcript has 6 exons. NCBI's taxonomy places the organism in Eukaryota, Metazoa, Arthropoda, Copepoda, Calanoida, Temoridae. The record is from RefSeq and is a predicted model, not a curated record. Bases 221 to 979 code for a protein of 252 amino acids.
AAAAGUUGUUUAACUUGGUUUCACAAUUUUAAUAUACUUCUGUUUUAGAGAUACUUCGCAGAAUUCAUGUAGCUCGCAGGAUUCAACAAAGGAAAAUUGUGUCUUGCAGUCGUCUUCCAGUUUUCGUCACAGCAAUCAGGGGUUUUCAGAUCAAUCAACGAUCAUUCUUUCGUCGCUGAAUCGGCCAAAGACUCAAGCCCGACGAAAAAGUGAUGAUUUGAUGAGAUAUUCGUACGCUUACAGUGAUUUGAAGAGCCCGGCCCAAAUCCUGCUUUCCGAAAACAUUUACGAGGAAAUUAGAACACCGCCGUUAAACUCUCUUGAAGGUUCAAGUUCAGAUUCAUCAACGACAUUCUUGGAUUCUUCCACAGAAACGGACUCCACAAAAUCUACGAAUACGACUCAGCGAAAUCUAAAGAAUGCGGGAAAAAAAUUAAGAAAUGCACCGCGGCAAUCAAGAAAGUCAGCUGGUAGCUUGGACAGUACAAGCAAAGAAUCCGUCUCAAGUGGGUCAGAUUACGAGUUGACCGAUUCAUUAUCUCGCCGCGCAUUAUUUCGAAGCCUUUCCAAGGGUCGUCGGAAAUAUCUGGAGACGUAUUCCCGGACAGAUUGGGACUGGGGUUCACCUACCAAUCAGAGAUCAGUAAACAAAAACAACUACAUCAACAGCAGGGAACUAAUGAAACAACGGCUUAAUGUUUCCAAGUCUCUUCCGACUCUACAGCUUGAGACUGUGGAACCUGAAGAAGAGAUAAAAUCCAAAGCUUAUCCUUUAAUAUUCCCAUCUCCCCCUUCCCUCUCCUUAGUCACCCCUUCUCCACCCACUCUUCCCACUUUUCCAACUGGAAAAAUGCGGGAAACAAUUUCAUCUAAAAACGCGGGAUCUAACCGUGACACGAGAUUCCCAGCUCUCCUAUCUUUGAAGAAAAGUGUUAGUAGUUUCUUUCAGCCUUCUUCUAAGCUCAGAAUAAAAUUGUGAUUUUAAUAUGAAUUUAAAGAGAUUUCAAAUAUAUCUUUAUAUGUGAUUUU